Messenger RNA from Fundulus heteroclitus (mummichog), 3429 nucleotides. RefSeq names its product neuronal membrane glycoprotein M6-a-like. The transcript has 7 exons. Gene Ontology annotation, cellular component: filopodium; axonal growth cone; neuronal cell body. The record is from RefSeq and is a predicted model, not a curated record. Bases 171 to 1007 code for a protein of 278 amino acids. Lineage: Eukaryota; Metazoa; Chordata; Actinopteri; Cyprinodontiformes; Fundulidae. Gene Ontology annotation, biological process: neuron projection development.
AGAGCACAGCGUUGAAACAGGGACUUCCCUUAGCCUCCAUCAUCUGCAGGGAGGGAAACAGACUUUCACACACACACACUGCCUCCCACGUACACACACACGUACACCGCGCCGAGCGCUAGCAAGAGGCUUCACACGAAAUCCAGACAAAGGGACUGUAACCUGCAACGAUGGAGGAAAACAUGGAUGAAUCCCAGAGCCAGAAAGGCUGUAAGGAGUGCUGUGAGCGAUGCGUCGGCAGUCUGCCCUGGGCCUCCCUCAUCGCCACCAUCCUCCUCUACAUGGGCGUGGCCUUGUUCUGUGGGUGUGGCCACGAGGCUCUGAGCGGCACCAUCACUAUCCUCCAGAACUACUUUGAGGUGGUCCGAGCUCCUGGAGAUGUCCUGGACGUGUUCACCAUCAUCGCCAUCCUGAAGUACAUCAUCUAUGGCCUCGCAGCUGGUUUCUUUGUGUUUGGAGUGCUGCUGCUGGUGGAGGGCUUUUUCACCACGGGAGCCAUCAGGGAUCUCUACGGCGAGUUCAAGAUCACCGCCUGUGGACGCUGCCUGACUGCAUUCCUGAUGGUUCUGGCCUACCUUUUCUUCCUGGUUUGGCUUGGAGUGACGGCAUUCACCAGCCUCCCGGUCUUCAUGUACUACAACGUUUGGGCCAUGUGUCAGAACGCCAGCUCAGUGGAGGGAGCCAACCUCUGCCUGGACCUGCGUCAGUUUGGAGCGGUGACCAUCUCGGAGGAGAAGAAGGUGUGCAUGGGGUCUGAGAAGUUCUUCAAGAUGUGUGAAUCCAACGAGCUGGACUUGACCUUCCAUCUGUUCGUGUGUGCGCUGGCGGGAGCAGGAGCCGCUGUCAUCGCCAUGGUCCACUUCCUGAUGGCCCUGGCCGCUAACUGGGGCUACCUGAAAGACGCCAGCCGGAUGCAGAAGUACGAAGACAUAAAGUCAAAGGAGGAGCAGGAGCUGCACGACAUCCACUCCACGCGCUCCAAAGAACGCCUCAAUGCCUACACAUAAACCCAGAGCUGCCGGAAACAACACACACUUACCUGUCAGACACACACACACACACACAGACACACACACAGCGGCUGAUACAAGCCUGAGGACAGCAUAAAUCCACCAGACAGGAGAAACACACACACACAGAGACGAGAAGGCAGAAACAAGAUGACAACUCAGACACCAUCAUCAUCCUCGUGUCUGCAGCAGAUCAUUGGCUCUGGUGCUUUUUUUAACCUGACCUUAAACUAAACACAUCAGCUCCGGUUCUUAAGAACCUACUUGUGAUAUUUCUUGACUCAAAGGUCCCCAAAAAUGUGUGAGACGUUACUGAGAAAAAAAUGAUUACAGCACAAGAUUUACAGAAACCAGCAUAACCAACAGAGACCAAAAACAAUGAGCCAGAAGAACCCAAAGAAAAGUGCAGCAGGGCUGAAUUUGGUGAAAGUUUCUGCAUCCCUGCUGAAGCCAGCAAUCCCCGGCAGACACGGGAUGAGUUUGGUGUCUAGGAGCUCAUCAACCAAUAAGCUUCCCCUUUAUUUGACCUGCAGCAACCCCCCCCCCCCCCCCCCCCCCCCCCCACACACACACACACACACACACACACACACGGAGACAUGUAGAUGUGACUGAAUGGUCGGUGUUGUGCAGGCAGUGUUGUUCGGUGGUGUCAUGCUGUGUUGUGUCCUUUCACCGCACUACGAUGGCCGGUGCUGCAGAGAAAUAAGGUCCCCAGAGGAGAUUUGUGCCUCCUGGGUGCAGAUGGGUAGCUUUGCCCCCGCCCCCCCACCCCCCCACCCCCCAAAACCAGUCCCCCCAACCUGGAGACCAGUUUCACUGCUGGCUCCUAAAAUUAUUCAACUUCCUGAUCUAGAACCAGCAAAACGAAGACAUUAGAUCGAUAAAAGUCCAGAAUCUAAAAUUGCUUCAUUCUUCCCGUGUGAAACUAUCGAGCAAACAGCAAUGAAAAUUAUUUAAAAAAACUCCAGGGAAGCUGGUCCCCCCCCCCCCAUCCUUACCCCCGGAUUGUACAAACUUGUUGUUUGUCCUCAGAGACAGCACAUCCUAGCAGCACAAAGUCUUUUUGUCCUGUUAUCCGUCUGUUUUCAUCAUGAUUUUCCUCACUUUUUGCAGGAUUUUUGAUUAUUUAUGUGUAAUUAUAGCACUGAGGGUAUUUGAGCGGGAGGUCAUGGGUCAGCUGGGAAUUGGGUUUAUGUCACAUGUUCAUGUAAUGAGUCUGUAUUUCAGUGGUUCUGCACAAACACUCACACAUGCAAGCACACGAACACACACAGCUUCAUUCUGUUGUCACGAUUUCUUCUGUUCUCAACCAGCCCGAAUGUGACCAAAUGUUCUCUGUAAGUUAGAAAACCACCGAUAGGAACGGCUAACGUGUCAGCGGGAGGCAGGCGGGUAAGAACGGGGUUUUUACUGCAGGAUUUAAGUCCCAGAACAUCCUGAAGGUGCUGCUGGGAACACUCUGACCGCCGUAGUGAAGGUGGGAGGCAGCAGGAGGAAAGGCCGGAACGAGAGACGUCCAGCGAAUAAGCUACAUGUUCAGGAUUAGUUUUCUGGAGGGUUUGUGUGGUUUUAAAACUUAUUCGGUGUCUUACACAGCGAUCUCCUCAGGUGCUUCAGAGCUGGAAGCUGGAAUCUGGAUGAUUUGGGACCAGCUCCAGAUAGAAUCAGAUGCUUGAGAUGUUGACUUCUAAAUCAACUUCUCACCUUAAAUUUUGCCAGAUUUGACCAGAGAGCAGCUCAGUCUCUGUGAGAUGCAGCGUCCUCAGCUCUUCAGACUAAAGAGACAGACUUAGUUUCCUGAUUUCAGUUUGUUUGACGAGUCUCUAUCGGCCAGUAGAGACGAGCCAGAGAGGUUUCUGUUAGUCUUCAGGAAAGAGCUCGAUGAGUAAGGCGACGACUUCAGUUUGAUUUAAAGACACACACACACACACACACACACACCACCGUCACUCUGAGCCAUAACUCUUUUCACUGAUGACAUCUCACUAUUUUAUUAUCAACUUUGAAACUUUUUAAAUGUGAAACUAUUUAAUUAGAAAGACAUUGUGUUUCUUUUUUCUUUUUUGUUUCUGCGCGGGCAGUGAGAAGGACUGCCCCUGCAGCAACGCUGUAUAAAGAUAUACAUAUAUGUGAGACAGUGGAGGCGAGCAGCCGGGAGGACGGACUCCUGUCGGCUCCAGAGUCUGGAGGAGGCGGCUCAGUCCCAAUGUCCUGGGCCCACGCUCCCUGCAGGAAGCUGCAUUCACACCCAGGCACGGCUGGACUUAAACGAGCUCAAAUUAAUCCGCAGCAGAGAAGAAGAAAACCGGGCCGGACGUAGAACCCCAUGCAGACGGCACCUGUCUGCAGGGCCGUUGAAUAGGGGGGAAAAAUAGGGCAAUUCCAAGGGCCCCCGACUCACAGGGGCCCCCAAAAA